CUGCUCUGUUCCCGUGCCCCCAGGGCCCUCUCUCUUUCUCGCUCGACCUCGAUCCUUAUCCCGCCAUUUUAUGCCUUAUGCCUUGUACCUUGCCUCGUCUUAGCUUGCCUACCUUGCCUUACCUACCGUACCUUCUCACUCGCUGCUUCCAUUGCUGUCUCUUGAUCGGCCUCUGGGCUUGAAUUUGGCCGCAAGUUGAAGCCUCGCCUUUCAACCUUUCUACAGAGUAGGCAUACAACCUCCCAUCUCUACAACACCACUUGGAGCGCCUCCUACUCCUCCUCAAACACCCCUGGCUGAAGCCUCUUUUUUUUAUAAUUUGUUCCAGUCUACCGGGGCUCCGGACACUCAUCUCGUUCCGUAGUACUGCUUAAUUGCAAACACCCCAAACAGCCAACCUCCAAAGCAAAUCACUUGGGUUUCCGCUGCCCGCUUGCAAAAGAGCCAGAGCUCAGCACGCCCAGCCAGGCUCGCUCUCCCAGCCCAGUUCCCUUUGGUUGCGUCGUCUCUGCGUCUGUUCUUCUUCAGCCAGCCUGCCAGCACCGCACCGCUCCGUACCACUCACCCACCUCCAAAAAGCCCCCCCCAAAUCUUUCUCUCCCUCUCUCCUUCCCGCUUUCCUGGCAAGGCAAGGCGGCGCGGAAAAGGCUUGUUCGUUGCGCUCGACGUGUGCAAUAAAAAAUUGGGCAUCUCGAACCAACCCGCUCUCCGAAUGUCAUCGACACCGGUCGAUUGAAGCAUCCGUCGUCCACUCUCACGACAUUCCCACAUCUGUUUCCGCUCGCUUUCGCUAUCGCGCGAAACGUCGACACGUCUUUGCGUCCGUCGUAUCCAUCCUUUCGAGAUUACCUUAGACAACCAAUCCAUUUUCCCUUCUCUAGUCGCCCACGUCUUUGCCGACGCCAACUUUCUACCCCGUCACUGCAGUCGGGCUCUCCUUUGGUCGCAGGGCACAUACCCACCCGCCAUCUCACCUCCCCUACAUCUCACUUCCACCGCUUUCGUUGUUUGUCGUCGCAUCCCGACCUCCUUACCACAAUAUCGCCCACCCACCAUUGUCGUCACGCCGAUCAUCGAUGCCUUCUCGGUCCCUCUUCACCUGUUGACCCGACCGUUCGCAUUAAACGACUCCUAUCGCAAUCGAUAACGCUAGUCGAGCCCGCCCGCACCCGCUCCACGCGAUUGACACCACUUCCCGCGUCUUGCAAAUCACGACUCCAUCGCUGCCGCGUCGCGCCCAUCUCCGCAACUCCAGCCGCCCCAAUCCUUCGUACCUUUGCGGUCCCGAUUGCCGAUUUGUCGUCGAGAUAGACCACCUUUGGACGUUGGCGCAUGAGAUAGCACGAAGGAUAGACACGUCGAUAUCCACGCUGUGGAUCAUCGACACGCCGGAGACAUGAUGACGAGUAUGGGACCGUCUUUUGCAGGCCAUCCUGCCGGCAUGCAACAGCAUCCAGGUGUACCCGGGCACCCCAUGGCCCAGGGUAUGCCUCACAACCCAGGGCAGCAAGGCCCGGGCGGAGGAAUGCCUCACCAGAUGCACAUGGCAGUAUCAGGGCCUGGUGGUCAGGUUAAUCCAAAUCAGUUGAUGGGCGGCAUGCCGCCGGGUGCUGGAGGUCCGAACGCUCACGCUCUGCAGCAUCUCAAUCCUGCCCAAAACCAAAUGUUCCAGCAAAAUCAGUUUGGUAACUUCCAAACUCCAGCGGCGAUGGCGCACGCUACCCAGAUGGCCCAGCAGCGCUUGUUCCAACAGCAGCAACAGGCGCGACAAGCGCUCAUGGCCCAGCAGGCCUUCAACGCGAAUAUGGCGGGCGUCAAUGGUAUGCCGAUGGGAAUGCCAAUGAACCCGAUGAACGCAGCUCAGAUCGCGGCUAUGAGGCAGGGCAUGCGGCCGCAGCAACAUAACCCCCAGGCACAGGCGAUGCUCGCUCAGCAGAUCGCUCUCCAGCAGCAAGCCGUCGCCCAGCAGAAUCAACAGAUGCAACAGGGCCAACAACAGCCCGGCCAGCCGGUGCAGAUGAACCCCCAGCACAUGCAAAACCUCCAACAGGCCCAGAUGGCAAUGCAACAGCAGCAAGCCCAGCAGCAACAGGCUCAGCAGCAGGCUCAGCAACAGCAAGCUCAGCAACAAGCUCAACAACAGGCCCAGCAGCAAGCGCAACAGCAGCAGCAACAGGGCCAGCAACCUCAAGGCGGACCGCAGCAGCCUCAACCGCAACCCCAGCAGACGCCGCAUCAGACACCACAGCAGCAGCCAGCGCAACCCGUCAACCCUCAAUCUGCAGGACAGCCCACGCCGUCUCAAACUCCGGGCCCGGCCCCGAACCAGCAACCGCAACCUCCUCAGCCUCAAGCCCAACCGCAGGGUCCUCCUCAAAUGGCUCCCCAACCUGGACCGCAACAAAUGAACCCCGCGCAGCAGGCUGCAGCUCAGGCUGCCGUUGCCAACAGCAUGGCUCUUGCUCAACAACAAAGAAGGGAAGGAAUGAAGGGACACUGCCUACUCAAGUUGAUGCAGUUUAGCGAACAUUUGAGCGGCUUCCCCGGCCCCAAGGGCAAAGACGACCUGUCCUACUGGAACAGCUUCGUCAAUCAAUUCUUCUCCACCAAGGGUGUGUUCCGACACUCAGUACACAUCACCGACGUCGAAGACCAGGCAGACAAGCAAUACGAGAUUACCUACCCCGCACUCCCUCGAUACUUUCACACGCACUUCGACAGCGGUGUCAAGAACAUGCAGUUGAUCAUGGAAAAGGGGACGACGGAUCGACCACUCCCCGGCGACGGCCACUGGAUCGAGAACACGAAGUCCAGUUUGGUCUACUGGUACGAUAGCGGUUCGCACCUUGUCGCUACGGGCACCGUCAGAGCCCACUUUGAUGCAGAGCAAAAGAUUGAACUCUUUGAAUUCUUGACAACCAACCACGAAGAAUACAUUUCUAGAAAGGCCGCUAUCGAAGCUGCGAAGCCCGUGCAUAACUGGGUGAAGGAGUGGCACAAGGUUAACUCCCCUGACACCAAGACUUCCCCAGAAAUGAGCAAGAAGGGCAAGGCUCGUAUGAUGAAGUCCCCGCAAAAUCCUCCGCCAGAAGCACUGGUGGAUCUUCCGGAGUCGGCGGUCAAGAGGGGUAUGGGGGUUACCGAAGCUGUGUUCCAGUUCCUCGAGAUUGCUGAAGUGAUCGGCCAAAUGAACCCCCUUUUCGCCUUCUACCACAACCACCCUAACCUCGGCCCAUACGCUGCUCUUGAGCAGUACGUCGGUCAGAUCAACGCCCAGCCGCAGGUCAUGAACGGUCAGCCCAUGCCCCAAGCUCCCAGGACACCCAGCUUCGGUCAGUUCCCAAUGGGUGCGAGCCCAGCUCAGCCGCAUAUGCAGCUUCCUGGCUCGCCUCAUGUCACUGGAAGCCCUGCGCAAGGCCACAUGCAGGCACCCGGCAUGCAGAUGCAACAGAGCCAGCAAGGCACCAGCUCCAGCGGGCCUAGUGCAAACACGUCUCCAGCUUCCAACAAGCGAAGACGUCCAUCCGGUGUGAAGAUGGAGGAGGACGGCUCCCAGGCGCCUACCCCGGGUGGUCCUCAGGUCAAUGGAGUCCAGAACAAGGGCAAGCCGCCUACGCCGCGGAUGGCAAAGAGAAUGAAGGGCAACCCGGCGUAAGCUGGAGGGGUGUCUUUGGACAUUCAGGUUAUGCUCUAAUACGAGUCUGGCUACGCAGGCUCAGUAAUGCCUUUUUUAUGUCAUCAUUAUGCAGCAUGGCGGCGUCUUAGUGCUUGGCUUUCUGGCUCUGCGAUCUCAGGGCUGUUCAUAUGCGGGUGUUUGGCAAGCAUUUUGGACGUUCGGUGUUGGCUGGAAGCUCAAUCCACCACAUAUCCUAUGUCGAUCUCGUUUGGCAUCUAGGCCUCCCUUCACUCUCGACCAAGCCCACCUGGAAGGGCAGGCAAGUUCCUGCACAACCUCGGGACGAGACUUCACCAACUGUCUGCAGCGCAAAUGGUGAUGCCUCAGGUCAAAUGAGACCCCUGGACCCCUCCAUACGGAGCAACGGUGCAACGGUAGCAAGUUGUCGCCCAGCAAUCGAGAUACGCAGAGGCUAAUCGAGACAACAAAGCUUGUCCAUAUUCCCCCCCCCCCCCCCCCAUACCUGUACGAUAUCACGCUCGGCUACUGUCUAGCUCGGGCUCACUGUUUCAUGUUGUUUAUCCCUCGGGCCGCCUCGUAUUGUCUGAUUUGCCCGUCGGGGUCUCGAUCACGUCUCCAAGCUACUUUUUUUCCUUUUUUGUUGUUGGCGAGGAAUGAGUUGGGGGAAAGAUGGGUUUCCAAAAAAAAGAAGUUUUGUGGAAUUUUCUUCCUGGCGGAAAGCUUUUUUUGUUUUAUCCUACGGCGGCGGAGGGUGGUGUUUUGUCGGCGUAGUCGUUGCUGUCGCUUUUAUUUUCCUCCAUCUUACAAAUACCUAGUCUCUCAUCGGAAAGGAAAUAUGCAUACCCAGAUUUUUGCCAGGGAGUUGACUUGAUUUAAUGUGAUGUCCGUUUGAUAUGUUUGAAUUACUCGGACCUAUCCAGGUCAGGGAGAGGUAUUUGGUAACUGCAAUUGAUGUUGUAUGAAACACUUGCUUUUUACCAUGACGGCCUUUGGAAUCUGUUUUUGUUCAAAGCAUAUUAGAGCAUGUCCACUUGUAUUGAUCCACCGUUUCUAUCGACUUUCUUUCCCCGCAUUACGGAUCCUACCCAGACUAGCAGCUCUAUAUUUACUUCCCAGGGAGCAGCGCUGGAAAGAUGAGAGAACCCCUUUGUGUUUAAAAAGUGAGGUUUUCGUCAAGGUGCUCAAAAUUGUGUUGAUCAGAUUGGUAGGCAUGUUUGGGUAAAGAAUAUCAAGCAGUCCCCACCCCCGUGGUUGUGAACUUUGCAGGAGGGAAAGUUCAAAAGGUGGAAGAAAAUCAUAAAAAAUAGUCUAACGAGACAGUGGGAGUAUCCACUGAUACUGUGUAUUAAUACCGUGUAACCGAUAUCG
This is a messenger RNA of Colletotrichum scovillei, 5005 nucleotides long. RefSeq names its product PTAB protein. The coding region runs from base 1397 to 3655 and encodes 752 amino acids. The record is from RefSeq and is a predicted model, not a curated record. Lineage: Eukaryota; Fungi; Ascomycota; Sordariomycetes; Glomerellales; Glomerellaceae. Gene Ontology annotation, biological process: positive regulation of transcription by RNA polymerase II; negative regulation of transcription by RNA polymerase II. The transcript has 6 exons. Gene Ontology annotation, cellular component: transcription regulator complex; nucleus.